AUGCAGCAGGGUGUGCACUCAUCGACCUCUCCGGCCUCUCUGUCCACUAUUGGAGGGUCCCCCGAGGCCCCACACGACCCUCAGACGCUCGCACAAAACGAACACUCCACGAAAAAGACAGAGCUCUCGAUCGGAAUGCCAGAAUCCCUUCAUUCUGCUCCACAUUCCGCUCAUUCUUUCGCUUCAGAGCAAUUCAUUCAAACACCACAGAAAAAGGAGAAUUUGAAGCAACAAAAACGGGAGUACAAGGAUGAGAAGAAACGGGUGGCCCAGGAGCUCAUGGGAGCACUCCGAGACCCAACUGUUGUGGUCAUGGCGGAUUGGCUCAAGUUGAGAGGAUCUCUUCGAAAAUGGAAUCGGCAUUUCUGCGUGUUAAAACCAGGACUAAUGCUUGUCUAUAAAAACAAUAAAACUCAUAAGCACGGUUAUUGGGUGGGCACUGUUCUGUUGAACUCGUGCGAAUUGAUAGAAAGACCAUCGAAAAAAGACGGAUUUUGCUUCAAACUCUAUCACCCACUCGAUCAAUCGAUCUGGGCUACUCGAGGUCCAUUGGGUGAAUCACACGGCGCAGUGACAAUCAAUCCCCUUCCCACAACUCAUUUGAUUUGUCGAGCUCCCAGUGAUCAGGCUGGUCGAACAUGGAUGGAUGCGCUAGAGCUCUCAUUGAGAUGUUCGGGACUAUUGAUGAGAACGAUGCACAAUUUGGAUGGGAAAAAAGAGCUCGAGCUAAAAGAUCAACCAAAAGACUCGGAUUCGGUGGAUGGAGAAGAGGAAAAUAUUAGUGAAACCGAGGCUGAGAAGCAUUUUGUCGAGAUUGACGAAAAUGAGGAACCGGGUGGAAGUGACGGAUCGGAGAAUGGAGAUCAGCCAUCAAAAGAAAGUCAUUGGAUUCAAUCGGAUAAAGAACAGUUCGGCCAAUUGGGCGAAGGAGCCCAAACAGAGGGGCUCGCUGAGGAGAAUAAAAGUCUUGUGUGGACGCUACUAAAACAGGUCCGGCCAGGAAUGGAUCUCUCCAAAGUUGUCCUCCCAACUUUCAUCCUCGAGCCAAGGAGUUUUCUCGAAAAGCUAGCCGACUACUAUUACCACGCGGAUUUGUUAACGGAAGCCGCCAACGAAGAGGAUCCACUUCAAAGAAUGAUAGCUAUCACCAAAUUUUAUCUCUCUGGAUUUUACAAGAAACCAAAGGGUUUGAAGAAACCCUACAAUCCCAUUCUUGGAGAGACUUUCCGGUGUUGUUGGCAUCACGCCGAUGAAUCGGUCACCUAUUACAUUGCUGAGCAGGUCUCUCACCACCCGCCAAUCUCUUCACUUUUCAUCACAAACAAGAAAGCCGGCUUCAAUGUGUCGGGGACGAUUUUGGCGAAGAGUAAAUAUUAUGGAAACAGUCUAUCGGCUAUGAUGCUUGGAAGUUUACGGGUAACAUUGUUGAAACGGGGCGAGACAUACACGGUCACUCUUCCAUAUGCGAAUUGUAAGGGAAUCAUGAUUGGCACGCUGACAAUGGAGUUGGGAGGACAGGUAACGAUCGAAUGUGAUCGCACAGCCUACUCGACUUUGCUUGACUUUCAGCUAAAACCUCUCUUCGGUGGCUCGAUGAACAAGAUCAAAGGCGAGAUCAAAUACGGAAGUCAAACAAUCAGUGAACUUGAGGGACAUUGGGAUGGAACGAUUAAGAUCAAGAACAGCGACAAGGGUACUAAAGAAGUUCUCUGGCAGCCGACAGCUGAAAUUAUUGGCAAAAGAUUGCAUCGAUACGAGAUUCCGUAUGAAGAACAAGGACCUUGGGAGUCCAAAAAACUCUGGAACAAAGUGACAGCAGCUAUUGCAAACGAGGAUCAGUACGAGGCCACGAAUGAGAAGACAGUCCUGGAAGAGGAGCAACGGCGUCGAGCCAAGUCCGGAGUACCGCAUAAGACAAAGUUUUUCAAGAAAAAUCCUCAUCAAGAUGUUUACGACUAUAUUUAUGCUGACUAUAUACCCUGGGACUCCCACAAUGACAUCAAGCAAAUUGAGAACGACUACGAGAUUCGGACAGUCUCCAAAGUGAAACCGAAAACAAUACGGAAUAAGAUUAGUAGUGUCUCUUCAUCGGGAAAACAGAAAUUGUCUCAAGACGGUCAAACCGAGGAUUCGUCGGAGAGCAGUGAUGAACAAACGAGAAACAAGAAACAGAAAAGUACACAUUUGAGAAUAGAUUCCGAGACUGCGCAGAGGUUACAGGAAACUCUCGAAAAGAACGAAGUAGCCUUGCAUCGAAUGGCUAACAGAUUGGAUCGUCUAUUCGAGGAUCGUUUUCGUCCCUCUCAACUUCUUCUUUACGCCGCUCUUUUCUCCAUAAUGCAAGCCCUUCUCUUCAAUAUGUUUUUGAGUAGAAAA
Molecule: messenger RNA, 2376 nt
Organism: Mesorhabditis belari
Lineage: Eukaryota; Metazoa; Nematoda; Chromadorea; Rhabditida; Rhabditidae
Source: the annotation of a GenBank genome assembly